Messenger RNA from Scophthalmus maximus (turbot), 1470 nucleotides. RefSeq names its product chromosome 12 C4orf48 homolog (gene nicol1). The record is from RefSeq and is a predicted model, not a curated record. NCBI's taxonomy places the organism in Eukaryota, Metazoa, Chordata, Actinopteri, Pleuronectiformes, Scophthalmidae. The transcript is spliced from 4 exons. The coding region runs from base 57 to 428 and encodes 123 amino acids.
GAAGUGCACACUCUGGGGCCCCUAGGGCAAAAAACAUUUUUAGGUGAACCACGCGCAUGCGCGCUGCGUUAACCUACAUAAAACGAUCCGAGGCGCUCGUCCUGCUCCGAUUGUGCAAACAUCAUCGACUGAUUGGCGGUAGAAGCGAUCAGACCCUCGCCAUGGCUUCCAGCGGAUUUGUGCAGGCGGCGGCGCUGCUCCUGGCGGCGCAGCUCCUCUGGGUCGGCGCAGCGGACCAGGAGCCGGGGACUGUCAUCCCUGCAGAAAGUCGCCCGUGUGUGGACUGUCAUGCGUUUGAGUUCAUGCAGAGGGCGCUGCAGGAUCUAAAGAAGACGGCGUUCAACCUCGAUGCCAGGACGGAGACGCUGGUGCUGCGGGCGGAGAGGAGGGCCCUGUGCGACUGUAUGCCCACCAACUCGCUGCGCUGAGCUCCGCACCCCCCACCACCGACACGAGUGCAGCCGGGGAACAACGUCCGCCACAACCCCCCCACCCCCCUUUCUCAUGUGCAGCCACUCCCAUCUUAACUUAUUCACGCACUUUAUUUUUUCUUUGGCGUCACAUCGCCGUUGAGUGAAGCUUUGAUUUUCAUGUCGUGAAGGCAUGUUAUUAUUUUUUUGCCUUAUUCUGAUCACUUUUUUUUAAUGAUGUUUUCACAUUGUGAAACACACGCCUGUCAAGUUAGUUUGUUCUCAUCGUCAUAGGAUUUGGUUUCCGCUCUCAUCCGUCGCCUAUGAAACAAACUAUUUUUGUAGAUGAAGUAGGAAAGCAUUAGUAAAUUUACUCGUUGAAUGUGAUGUGUGAGAUUAAUGUUCACGAUGAUCACACACAUCAAACUGUAGCAUCACAUGGAAGUUAUUUAGCUGCUCGUUUCAAAGUAUAAUUAAGCAAAAUCAACUCUAAUUUCAUAGAUUAAAUUGUUUUACAGCCUGGCUUCUUUUUGCAAAUAAGAAAGGGGUCAGGUAACUUAUUUAAAAAAGUUAUUUUUAUUUCUAAUAACUAUUUUUUUUUGGUAAAGAAAUGUGAAUUUUUGCAAACAAUAUUUUCUGAAACAUCUUUCUUUUUUUACGGCAGAAAAAGCGCCCUUGUAGGUUUUGAUUUAGCGCAGCACUGUAGCAUGAAUUUACAGCACUAUUUCCGUUGACCUACUGUUAAUAUAGAUUGUCUACGUAUAAGGUUAUAUGUAUAUGUACGUGGGUAACACGUAACCCGAGGCGUCCCCAGACUUUGUCUCCUCGGUCUGUCGGACGGACGCAUGGCGACGAGCUGUAUCGCAUCAGAUGAACCGCGACGUCGGCAGAAGGUAACGACGGAUAGAGGAGUGCUGUAGCUGCGGCAGGGGGACAUACAGUAGAGAUAGAAAUAAUAAUUGUCUUAUUGUUGCUUGUUCAUGGAACAUUGUACUCUGUUGACACCAUUGACAUCUAUUGUCUUAUUGUUGUCCCGAAAAUAUAAAAAAACAAUGAAUGA